Uranotaenia lowii is the source of this 1864-nucleotide messenger RNA. RefSeq lists its product as uncharacterized. Bases 483 to 1805 code for a protein of 440 amino acids. Gene Ontology annotation, cellular component: protein phosphatase type 1 complex; endoplasmic reticulum. Lineage: Eukaryota; Metazoa; Arthropoda; Insecta; Diptera; Culicidae. The transcript has 2 exons. The record is from RefSeq and is a predicted model, not a curated record. Gene Ontology annotation, molecular function: protein phosphatase regulator activity. Gene Ontology annotation, biological process: response to endoplasmic reticulum stress.
UGACAGUUUAAUCAAAAUUUAUUGCAAAGUAAGAUGGCCGUGUUUUGAGUUCGUAUUCAAUUUAAAAUUACUGAAAUAAUGGAAUUCUGUGGUGAAAAUUUUCGAAACUCUGUAGACAUUUUCGCAGUUUACAAUAAGCAUUUGCUUUCGUGUGAAUUGAUACAGCUGAAAAGUGUUGGUAAUAAAGAAAAAUACGUUUCUCAUCUAUAUUCUGAUGUAAAAGGGAUUAUUUUGAUCCCCUCGUGGAAGAGUACGACGCAACAAAGCAACCAGAGACACCCGCUAGCACAGGCUAUUGAAGGACGUAUUCCGAUGAGUAAUGUUUUACAGCAUAAGCAGCGUUGUUUAAUAUGAUUUGCUGACGACAUUCGCUGUAAAAUAAUAAUGAAAUAUUGAGUUACUCCAUCUUAGCCUUAACAUUAGUAAAAAAUCCAACAUUUGUACAGAAUAAUAUAAUCAUAUUUUAUAAAGAAAAUUAGACAAUGUUAUCAAAUUGGAAACUAAAUGCAAAUAUGGCAAAUAUGAAUCCGGAUAGAAGUAAACAGAGCUCACUUCACAUGAUGGGGUCUCAUCUAAACAAACAAUUGCUUAGACCUUUUGAUGGAAAUGGCACCACAUCUUCGAGUGCUAAAAAUUUCAGUACAUUGCCUCUCGGUGGAUUAGUUGGACACAUUUUUCAAAAACUUACAUCGAUAUUGUUGCCUCCUGAUCCUUCUUCAAUGACCUUGGAAAAAAGCAAACAAUCAUUAUCGGCUCCGGACAUAUAUCAUGAUCAUAACAUCAACACUCCAGUUUUCGAAGCAGUUAGUGGUCGAACUAAACUUUUCAUCCCUGGAGGUGAGGAAACCGUUUAUGAAAAUACCAGAUCACUGUCUGCUGGGAGCUCUCCUUUUGAUUGGUGCGAACCGUUUGACGCAAAAUCCCUAAAAAUGCAACCAAAUGUUAAGAAAGGCAGCAAGAAACAAAAACAUUCGAAGGUGCGCAUUGUAGGUAAAGAAAUACACCUUGGUAGAAAAGGAAAAAAAUGUAAAAGUUCGCCCAACCGCUCCAAUAAACCAUGUCCAAAUCCAAAGAAUUUUAAAGAAAAAUACCGACACAACUUGAUGGAUGAUAUUAUGGACGAUCUGGUGGAAAUAUAUGAUAGCGAGAUAGUUUCGGAUAUGGAAGCAGACGAAGAACUUAGCUUGCCUGAAUAUUCCAACUACGGAGCAACAUUCGUUAGUUCCAACCUCAACGAAGAUUUUAAACAAACACCAGAAUGCGAAAGUGAAGAAAGUUUCGUCGUGUUCACCGAUGAUAUUCAAUACAAAACACCUUCGGCCAGCCCUAGGAAAAGUACAAUAUGCGCCACUAUUAACAGCUUUUUCAUUCCGGCAGCAGCUUUCGGGCGACGGCAAACGAGACAGAGACAAAUAUCCGAAUGCAGCGACGAUAGCAUUGUAUUUUGCUACGACGAUCAAGAUGAACCUCCACGCUACUAUCAAACGGAAGUAGAUCUCAGCACAGAUGAAGAAGACGGCGACACCGAUGAAGAGACUACCGAAGAUGAGAGUGAUGAUACGUUAUCUCAUCAACCUGAUUCAGGAUUCGAAGAGAAAAAGGUCCGAUUCAACCCAAAUCCAGAAGUUCACGUGAUGCGGCAGUGGGAUUUUGCGUAUCGACAGGCUCGGAAAGGCGAGUGGGAGAUGGCGGCUAGGGAUCGUGAACGAUUUCGAAAACGUAUCGAUGAAACUGAGAAUAUUUUACGGCCGUUGUUCGACAGCACGUUACGUAGACGAAUCUAUGAGGAAAGAUAUGCUUGUUGAAAUGUAAUAUAGUUGUAAAGUCUUCAGUUGAGCGGCAACAAUAAAAAUGUGAUCAUAAA